Soboliphyme baturini is the source of this 384-nucleotide messenger RNA. The record is from the annotation of a GenBank genome assembly. Lineage: Eukaryota; Metazoa; Nematoda; Enoplea; Dioctophymatida; Soboliphymatidae.
AUGCGAGUUCGGCGAGGAGCUGGCGACGAAGUCGUCCACUGGCCCUUCAUGACCUUUCACAAACGAACCCGUCAACGCUUUGAGACUAUCUACGAAACAUACGGCUUCUUCGACCAUCUUCCAGCUCUUCACGCGACUCCAUACCCGGGAGUAUGCUUCGAAGUCAAUAAGAUCGUUCGAAGAAACAUUCGGGAAUCUAAGCUGUCCGCACUACUGGUCGAAAGGCGUUUCUGUAUAAACCUGUCCAAUGACGCGGCAUCACGGACAUGCGAGUGGACAGCGGACACGAUGACCCCGUUUGACAUGGAGUUCAGCUUACCAUAUUCGGAACAUCAAAACUACAGUUGUCUACUUUAUGCUGCUAGCAGUACUGCAUGCAGAUAA